Messenger RNA from Phyllotreta striolata, 1094 nucleotides. Lineage: Eukaryota; Metazoa; Arthropoda; Insecta; Coleoptera; Chrysomelidae. The record is from the annotation of a GenBank genome assembly.
UUUACGUCAAUUCGAGCAACAAGCGAACCAUCAAAUGACAAUGUAACAAGUCAUUUUUUGUAUUUUAAAACAUUUUUUUUUCACCGAUUUUUUUAAACCCCAUCGCCCCGAACAAAUGGACCGCAGGAAACCAUCGCCCCUCAUCAACGUCGACUCGCUAUGGUGCAUCUACGUCUGCGGCGCGGUCGCCGCCUGCAACGCCGAGCUCUACACGUUCCCCUUCGACCUGGUGAAAACCCGCCUCCAGAUCCAGGGCGCCCAGGCGGACAAGAGCGGCGCCGGCCCGCGCGGCGGCAUGCUCAGCACCGGCCUCCAGGUGGUCAAAAACGAGGGCUUCCUGGCCCUGUGGAACGGCAUCAGCGGCAUGUGGCUCCGGCACAGCAUCUACUCCGGCAUGCGCAUCGUCGUCUACACCAAGUCCAAGGAGUACCUGCAGAGCCGCUCGCCCGGCCGGCCGCUGCCCGUCUGGCAGCUGAUGCUCUGCGGCGUCGCCUGCGGCUUCAUCUCGCAGUUCGUCGCCAGCCCGAGCGAUCUGAUCAAGGUGCAGCUGCAGAUGGAGGGCCGCCGGAAGCUGAUGGGGCUGCCGCCGCGGGUGCACGGCAUCCGCGACGCCAUCGUGAAGCUGUACAGCACCGGGGGGAUACGGGGCAUGUGGACGGGGUGGGAGCCCAACUGCGCUAGGGCUGUGUUGGUGAACGUGGGGAAUUUCACCGUGUACGACGUGAGUAAGAAACUAAUUUUAGAUAACACCGGUCUGCCGGAUAAGAUACUGGUGCACAGCUUGGCCAGCAGCAUGGCGGGAUUGAUGGCUACUAUUCUAUCCACUCCUGCGGACGUGAUUAAGAGCAGGGUGAUGAAUCAGCCGGUGGAUAAGAGCGGUAGGGGCGAGCUUUACUCGGGAGCUUGGGAUUGCGCCGUGAAAACCGUGAGUCAGGAAGGACCUUUCGCGCUCUAUAAAGGCUUCCUGCCCAGUUGGUUAAGAUUGGGUCCUUGGGCUGUAGUUUACUGGAUUACUUACGAAAAUAUACGAAUAAUAAUUGGAGGGAAAACACUGUCGUGACAAAUAUGUUUGUAAAUAUAGCUUAAAUUACUAG